GCCAAUCCUGCCACUUCUUCCCUGGCCAGACUAGAGCCUUCCCACGCUGCUCUUACCUCGCCUUUUCUCCGGCCGGUUUGUGAGGGAUUCGGAGACACUCGGCCAAAAUUACUCCAACACUCCAACACAUGUUGGUUCCGUCCCUGGUCAAUCUCUUGUUUAUCCUUUCAAGUUUUCUCAACCGUAUUUUCUUUUUCAAAUACAUCCUCCCCGUCGCUUAAUUCAAUGGUCACCGUGUUCCUAGUCUCUUCGAGGCCUGAGUUACAAUGACCUCGAUCGAUGAAAUAUUCCGGACGCACAAUUCGGCUCCGAAACGCAAGUUAGAAGAUCCCACGUCGUCCUUUACGAAUCCCCUCUCCAAAUCCUCCAAGAUAUCAAAUGGAUCCUCCCCGCGAGGCACCCUAAAUGGCAAUCACGAAUCCUCUGUCACCAACGGCGUCUCCAGCAAACUAGCCUUCGUCCAAGAUGAGCCUCCCGAAGACGACCAGGUCGAAUCCGGUCCUCCCCUGCCGCCGGCCGACCCGGAAGACGAUUUGGGCGAUGACGAAGAAGGCCGCUUUUUUGGGGGUGGGGUCACAAAAGAGGAACAAAUGGUCAUGGACUUUAUCGAACAGAACGAGCAAUCAAACGCUGAAGAAAAAUUCGAUUCGGCCUGGCUGCGACGUACCGCCCUCAAUUUUGAGCGCAAAAUCAACAAAAAUGCCGAACUCCGCGCCAAACACGAACAUGACCCCAUGAAAUUUGUCUCCAGUGAAGCAGACCUCGAUGCUGAGAUCAAAGGCUUGAGCCUCCUGAGCGAGCACGGUGAACUUUACCAGGACUUUGUCAAAUUAGGGUGCGCCAACAGCUUGGUGGGAUUGCUCGCCCACGAGAACACAGACAUCGCCAUCGCCGUUGCCGAACUCCUGGCCGAGUUGACCGAUGAAGAUUCUACCACCACAGAAGAGCAGUGGCAGAUUUUGGUCAAGGCCAUGAUGCAGGCCGACGUCGUCGACUUGUUGACGAGCAAUCUUGGUCGGCUAAAUGAAGAAAAUGACAAUGACCGCGCCGGUAUUUACCACAUCUUGAACGUAGUCGAGAACAUCCUUUCUGAAUCUCAGAAUAUCAACAUUGUCGGAGCCAACGACAAACUCAUGACCUGGCUCCUAGGACGAAUCAGAAAGGUUGAUGCUAAUGCUCGAGGAAAAGUCGGCCAAAACCGCCAGUAUGCUGCCGAGAUUUUGGCCAUUCUUCUCCAGAGCAGUCGACAUAACAGAGAUCGGUUUGCCGCCAAAGAAGGCGUUGACGCCUUACUAGAACUCCUCAGUGUCUAUCGAAAACGAGACCCUGAAAAGGAAUCGGAUGAGGAGGAGUUUGCUGAAAACUUGUUCGACUGUCUGGCCUGCCUCGUUGAGGAACGUCUAGCCGGACAAAAGUUUGUUGAAGGUGAAGGUAUUGAACUUUGUCUCAUCAUGACGCGAGAAGCCAGACUAGCCAAAUUACGCGCGCUACGAGUUCUUGAUCAUGCCAUGAGUGGAGGCCAUGCCACACUUGUAUGCUCAAAAUUGGUCAACGCAGCUGGACUCAAGACCAUCUUCGGGCUCCUGAUGAAUAGCAAAAGGUCCGAACGCAACCUGAUCGAGCAUCUGAUAGGUAUGCUUGCGAGCAUGCUGCGAUACCUGCCUGGAGGAUCUGCGGUCCGGAUACGCACCCUAGCCAAGUUUGUUGAAAAGGACUACGAAAAGCUACUCAAAUUGGUGGAGUUGCGAAAAGAAUAUAAAAUCCGGCUAAGCAAGGUCGAAGCCGAGAUACAGAAGGAACAGGAGGAUCUCUCCAAAGCCGAGGCAGAGGAGAGAGAAGACGAUUGGUUGUCUCGAAGGCUCGACGCUGGCCUCUUUUCUCUCCAGUCGAUCGAGCUGAUCUUGAGCUGGAUGGUAGCCGAGGACAAUGGAGCACGACAAACGAUUACGAUUCUGUUGGGCGAAGAUGGCUUGAAGAUUUUAGAGAAGAGCCUCAGAGACCAGCUUCUCGGCAUGGACACUAGUCAGAGUGACGAGGCAAAAGCUACCGAAGAAAUGCUCGAAGCGUUGAUCUCUUGCGUUGAAGGUUGAGUGCUGAGCUAUUCUUUGAUGGACGCCUUGCAUAGCGCUGCUUUAGUGGAUGGCGCAAAUGAAUCUUUGAGCGUUGGCUUGAUCCUAAUAAUCGAGAUACCCAUUCAAGCACCUUGAAAAAGGCCAACAAUAGUAACGUGGGUAAAAUCCUUAAAUCCUUCUAUCCUUCUAUCCUUCGUGGGGAGGUGUCUCUGGACAAAUGUAGCAUUUAACACGUGAUCAAAA
This is a messenger RNA of Exophiala mesophila, 2315 nucleotides long. RefSeq lists its product as uncharacterized. The record is from RefSeq and is a predicted model, not a curated record. The coding region runs from base 267 to 2090 and encodes 607 amino acids. The transcript has a single exon. NCBI's taxonomy places the organism in Eukaryota, Fungi, Ascomycota, Eurotiomycetes, Chaetothyriales, Herpotrichiellaceae. Gene Ontology annotation, cellular component: spliceosomal complex.